AUGGGUUUCUGUUUAUAUUUGAUCCCUUUGCAGAUUCGAGGGCUGAUUCGCGAAGCUGGUCGUGAUCUCAUCUCGUUGGCUCAGGGUCUAGUAUAUUGGCAGCCACCAGAGCAAGCAUUGAACAAAGCAAAAGAGACUGUGUGGCCUUCCACUAGUCAUUAUGGUGCUGAUGAAGGCCAUCCAGAGCUCCGGCAGGCAUUGACAGAAAAGUUACGUCAGGAAAAUAAAUUGACCAAAUCUUCUGCUACGGUGACAGCUGGUGCAAACCAGGCCUUUGCAAAUAUCGUGCUUACAUUAUGUGAUGCUGGGGACUCUGUUGUUAUGUUUGCACCUUAUUACUUCAGUUCGUACAUGGCCUUCCAAAUGACAGGCGCCACUGAUAUUUUGGUUGGUCCUAGCAAUCACACGAUGCUUAAACCUGAUGUAGGUGAGACUCCUUCAUGCCAACUUCAAGUGCUAAUGUCGGUUAAUGUACCAGUUGUGAAGCUUGUUUCUGUUGCUACUCCUUGAAACCCUUCUGGUGCCUUUAUCCCAAAGCCUCUCCUCGAGAGAAUUUCAGAUCUCUGUAAGCGUGCAGGAACAUGGCUUGCUGUAGAUAACACCUAUGAAACAGUUAACCAGUUAGAAGUGUGUACUAAGAGCUACACGGGACUUAGUGCUUUUUUGCAUCUCAAGACUUACAUCACGCCAAUGGAUUCGCAUGCAUGGGGCAUGACAUUUACAGAUAGCAAACGGAUAUGUGCUUCAAUCGUAGGGCAGCUUGUCGCCCUCUCCUCUCUAGAGGUGGGUCCCGAAUGUGUUAGAUACAGGGUACAAAACAUUGUAAAGAACAGAGAAGUGCUCAUCAAGGCACUUUCUUCUCUCGGAGAAGAUGCAGGUAAAGGUGGAGAAGGGGCUACUUACCUCUGGCGAAAGCUCCCUGAUAAAUUCUCUAUUGAUUUCGAGGUUGUUAGGUGGCUUGGAAGAAAGCACAGUGUAAUUGUAGUCCCUGGUAGUGCCAGUGGUGGGCCUAGGUACAUUCGAAUAUCUCUUGGCGGGCUCAAGGAGGCUGACUGUGAAGUUGCUGCUCAGAGGCUGAAAAGGGGGCAAGAGGAGCUAGUUCGAGAUCGAAUGGUAUAGGAGUUGCUGUUAUUGGUAUAAUACUACGAUCUUAAAUAGAAUCUAUUUAAGUUUUUCUAGAAUAAGAUGUUGAUUUGGAGAUGUAAGAUUUGGUCACCUUCAUUGUGCGAAGCCUGCCCGUGUAAAAUUUGGUCAUUCAGGUUUUCAUUCCUGAAAAUGUCAA
This is a messenger RNA of Asparagus officinalis (garden asparagus), 1282 nucleotides long. Its product is annotated as aspartate aminotransferase-like. Gene Ontology annotation, biological process: biosynthetic process. NCBI's taxonomy places the organism in Eukaryota, Viridiplantae, Streptophyta, Magnoliopsida, Asparagales, Asparagaceae. Gene Ontology annotation, molecular function: pyridoxal phosphate binding. The record is from RefSeq and is a predicted model, not a curated record.